CGACAGCCGGGCAGGUGAAGAGAUGCUACAGCUCGGAGCGUCUCCAGCUGGGCCAAGGCAUGGACGACAACGCGGAUGGAGACGCGGUGACUGAAACAAGCGACGCCCGUGCAGAAAACGGCGCUAACACACCGAUGGACCUUACGAACGCCAACGACAACGCCUUGGCAACCAAGAGACGACGAACCAGGAAAGCCCAGCAACCUAGCCAGGCAACUCCACUCAAGAAGCACAACAAGCAGCAACAGCAGGGGAUGAAGACUCCAGAUCAAGAGGUAAGCCAAGAAGUCUGGAAGAAAGGAAAGACUGCAGAAGAAAAUGCACAUAGACUUGCACAAGACAUAAACGACAGUAUUGAACACUGGGUUGAAGUGUUUACUCCAAAGGAUUCAAAAUGGAUUGCAGUUGAUGUAGUUCAUGGAUCAGUUGGCAGCAUAACGGAGAGCAACAUUCGAGAACCGUUGUACUACAUUGUCAGCUUUGAUAACAGCAACAAGGUGAAAGACAUUACGAGGAAAUACGCCUCAGGUUGGUUAACAUCGGUGAAAAAGAAGAGGAUCGAUCCAAAAUGGUGGGAAGAGUCUUUAAAGCCUUUCAGUCCCACCGACUGUGAGCGAGAGCGUGUGGAAAAUACCCAAAUACAGUCCAAGCUUCAACGGCAGCCAAUGCCUGCAAGCAUUGCUGAGUUCAAGAACCAUCCUCUGUAUGCCUUAAAGCGUCACCUGCUGAAAUUCGAAGCCAUCUAUCCGCCAGAUGCCCCGACUCUUGGAUUUGUACGAGGAGAGCCUGUUUAUGCAAGGGAGUGCAUUCACACACUGCGCUCAAGGGAAACGUGGCUUCGAGAAGCACGCAUGGUGCGCAUCAAGGAGCAGCCAUACAAAAUUGUCAAGGCCAGGCCAAAGUACGACAAGUUUUCUGGGCAGAUACUUAAGGAGCAGCCCCUGGAGCUGUUUGGCCAUUGGCAGACUGAGCCAUACAUGCCACCUAUUGCCUUCAAUGGCAAGGUGCCCCGCAACGAGUGGGGCAAUGUGGAACUCUUCAAAAGCUGCAUGCUCCCUGUUGGCACUGUGCACCUCAGAGCUCCUGGGCUGGCUCGUGUAGCUUCUAAGCUGAACAUCGAUUGUGUUCCUGCUGUCGUUGGCUUCGAAGGUCACUGUCGUGGCGUCCACCCAGUGUUUGACGGAUGGGUUGUGUGCGAAGAGUUUAAAGAUACACUGAUGGCUGCUUGGGAAGAGGAACAAGCAAACAUCAGCAACCGUGAAGAAGAGAAACGUCUGAAAAGAAUAUAUGGAAAUUGGAAGAAGCUGAUUAAAGGAGUUCUCAUCAAGGAGAAGUUACGGAUGAAGUACAUGAAUGAUGACUGAAGGAGCAUCAAGAAUUUCUCAUUGUUACUUGACUGCCAUAUGUACCACAUUUAUUUCUGCUUCUUCACUUUGCAUUAUUCUCUCAUUAAUCACUGCUACUACACACUUGUAAAU
Rhipicephalus sanguineus (brown dog tick) is the source of this 1478-nucleotide messenger RNA. Its product is annotated as DNA repair protein complementing XP-C cells homolog. Gene Ontology annotation, biological process: mismatch repair; nucleotide-excision repair. NCBI's taxonomy places the organism in Eukaryota, Metazoa, Arthropoda, Arachnida, Ixodida, Ixodidae. Gene Ontology annotation, cellular component: cytoplasm; XPC complex; nucleotide-excision repair factor 2 complex. Gene Ontology annotation, molecular function: damaged DNA binding; single-stranded DNA binding. The record is from RefSeq and is a predicted model, not a curated record.